Molecule: messenger RNA, 1785 nt
Organism: Lactuca virosa
Lineage: Eukaryota; Viridiplantae; Streptophyta; Magnoliopsida; Asterales; Asteraceae
Source: the annotation of a GenBank genome assembly
AUGCUUUAUAUUCCCCAACGAUGUGUGCAAGAAGGAAUCCAGUUGAGAUUUGAACAAAAUUACAGAAACGUAUGUGACCUCCUUCUUUCUGUAACCCGAUCAAGAACACUCCCUAAAGGACUACAACUCCAUGGUCAUAUCAUCAAAUUAGGCUUUCAAAUAAUCCCACUCGUGUCUCACUAUUUAAUCAAUUUCUACUCAAAAACCCAGCUCCCAAUCGACUCCCAGCGAGUUUUCAACGAAACCAAUAUCAAAUCAUCAACCACUUGGAGUUCCAUUAUCUCUUCUUUUGCCCAGAAUGAGCUCCCUAUUCUUGCACUCGAGUAUUUUAAGAGGAUGGUCGAUUAUGGUGUUCGUCCAGAUGACCAUAUUUUCCCGAGUGCCACGAAAGCCUCUGCUAUUCUUUCAAACUAUAACGUCGGGAGGUCAGUGCACUGCCUUGCCUUGAAAACUGGGUAUGGUUUUGAUGUGUUCGUCGCCAGUUCGGUGGUGGACAUGUAUGCGAAAUGUGGGAAGAUUCAAGACGCACGUAACAUGUUCGACGAAAUGCCUAUGAGAAAUGUAGUUUCAUGGAGUGGGAUGAUUUAUGGGUAUGCGCAGUUGGGCGAACAUGAAGAAGCUCUAUGGCUUUUCAAGCAAGCUUUAUUUGAGAAAUUGGAGGUUAACGACUUCACAUUCACAAGUGUCAUUCGAGUUUGUGGCAACACAACGCUACUCGGACUAGGUCAGCAGCUACAUGGGCUAUCUUUGAAAUUGAGCUUCGAUUCAUCAAGCUUCAUAGGAAGUGCUCUAAUCUCUAUGUAUUCAAAAUGUGGAAUCAUCAAACCAGCUUAUCAGAUUUUCCAAGAAACACCCAUCAAGAACUUAGGAAUGUGGAACGCAAUGCUCAUAGCAUGUGCUCAACAUUCACAUACAAAUAAAGCCUUUGAACUAUUCCAAGAAAUGGAAUCAAGCGGCAUGAAACCAAAUUUCAUAACUUUUCUUUGUACACUCUAUGCAUGUAGCCAUUCAGGACUAGUGGAAAAGGGUAAGUAUUAUUUCAACCUAAUGAAACAUUACAAGAUUGAGCCAACUGAUCAGCAUUAUGCUUCAAUGGUGGACAUAUUUGGAAGAGCUAAUAAACUAGAUGAAGCACUCUCAAUUAUAAAGGAAAUGCCAAUCAAACGCACAGAAUGUGUAUGGGGGGCAUUAUUGACCGGAUGUAGACUCCAUGGAAAUACAGAAUUAGCAGCUUAUGCUGCUGACAAAGUGUUUGAAUUAGGUCCUGUUAGUUCAGGCAUGCAUGUUUUAUUAUCUAAUGCUUAUGCUUCUGUUGGAAGAUAUGAAGAGGCUGCAAGAGCCAGAAAGAUGUUAAGGGACACAGGGGUAAAAAAGGAAACUGGUUUAAGCUGGGUUGAGGAGGGUAAUAUGGUCCAUACUUUUGCUGCAGGGGACAGGCGACAUUUGAGAUCAAAAGAGAUUUAUGAAAAGUUGGAGGAUUUAGAAGAUGAGAUGGUGGAAGCUGGUUAUGUUGCUGAUACGAGUUAUGUGUUGAGAGAAGUUGGUGGUGAAGAGAAAAGUAUGGCAAUUAGAUAUCAUAGUGAAAGAUUAGCAAUUGCAUUUGCUUUAAUUACAUUUAAGGACAAAAGACCGAUUAGGGUUAUGAAGAAUUUGAGGAUUUGUGGUGAUUGUCACACUGCAAUAAAGUUUAUGUCAAAAUGCUGUGGUAGAGUGAUUAUUGUUAGGGAUAAUAAUAGAUUUCAUCGGUUUGAAGAUGGGAAAUGCUCUUGUAGUGAUUAUUGGUGA